Aethalodelphis obliquidens (Pacific white-sided dolphin) is the source of this 3055-nucleotide messenger RNA. It is a transcript of the gene RNF121, whose product is annotated as ring finger protein 121. Gene Ontology annotation, biological process: ERAD pathway. Gene Ontology annotation, cellular component: Golgi membrane; endoplasmic reticulum membrane. The coding region runs from base 832 to 1824 and encodes 330 amino acids. The transcript is spliced from 9 exons. The record is from RefSeq and is a predicted model, not a curated record. Lineage: Eukaryota; Metazoa; Chordata; Mammalia; Artiodactyla; Delphinidae. Gene Ontology annotation, molecular function: ubiquitin protein ligase activity; metal ion binding.
UAUAAUUUGAUUCUGCUGAACCCCUGGUCACGGGGAGUGAUGAGCCCAGUGGCAAUUAGGGAGAUGAGAGAUGGGUCUAGCCAGCUCAGGCUGGGGCUAGGUAUUAAACGCUUUGAUGACUGGCUAAGUUCUUCAACUUGCUAAACCACAGGGUGCUUGAGAAUGUUAGGGAGGAUAAAGCAUGGGUACCAGCUUGGAGGCCCAGAAGCAGACCUAUUCUGGAGCCAGUGAGUUCCUUCUUGAAGGGGGACCUGGCUAACCAUGAGAAGAAUUGGAGGCAUCAUCUUGGCACAGAGAGCUGGUUUGGGACCUAAGGUGAAAAAGCACUUCUACAUCCAAUCAGGGCCAGCCUGCCUGCCUGGCUAGUGCCUGUGAAUUCCGGAUGUGUCUACUCCCAGUAAUUGUUCAUCUGCCAAAAUGAUGUGAUAUUAUGCAGAGUAGUGAGUAGUUUCCAGCUCAAGUUCAAAGCAGGUAUCUCACCCUACAGCUAACUUGAGUUAUUAUUGCCUUUAGUGUGUAAUUUCCCUCUUCUGGGCCUUGUUUUAUUCUUGUUAAAAGAGGAGAUUGGACUAGAUUGGUUGUUUUUAAACCUUUAGUCAUGAAACCCUUUAUUCAAAAAAAAAUCUCACUUUGAAGCCUUGUGGUCCUUGAAGGGACUCAGAACCCCUUGAGUAUCUCAAGCCACACUUUGAAAAUCAGGGAGCUUUCUCUUACUGCCAACUGAUUGGGUGACCCUACUUUAUGUUCCUUCAGCCCCCCUGUACUUCCUCUAACCCAGCUCUACCAAGCAUUAUUUUAACUGUCUGUCUUCCCCACUAGACUCUUAGCUACAUGAGAGCGGAGUACAAGUCUAUCUUGCUCAUUGUUGCAGUCCCUUCACUCAGUAUGGUGCCUGGCAUAAAGGUUGAUAUGUCAGACCUCUCUCCAGAGGAGCAAUGGAGGGUCGAGCACGCACGCAUGCAUGCCAAGCACCGCGGCCACGAAGCCAUGCACGCUGAAAUGGUCCUCAUCCUCAUCGCUACCUUGGUGGUGGCCCAGCUGCUCCUGGUACAGUGGAAACAGAGGCACCCCCGCUCCUACAAUAUGGUGACCCUCUUUCAGAUGUGGGUUGUUCCCCUCUAUUUCACAGUGAAGCUGCACUGGUGGAGGUUCCUAGUGAUCUGGAUCUUGUUCUCUGCCGUCACAGCCUUUGUCACCUUCCGAGCCACCCGAAAACCACUAGUACAGACAACCCCAAGGUUGGUUUAUAAGUGGUUCCUGCUGAUCUAUAAAAUCAGCUAUGCCACUGGCAUCAUUGGCUACAUGGCUGUCAUGUUUACCCUCUUUGGUCUUAACUUGUUAUUCAAGAUCAAACCAGAAGAUGCCAUGGACUUUGGCAUUUCUCUCCUCUUCUAUGGCCUCUACUAUGGUGUUCUUGAGCGGGACUUUGCAGAAAUGUGUGCAGACUACAUGGCAUCUACCAUAGGGUUCUACAGUGAGUCGGGCAUGCCCACCAAACACCUCUCGGACAGUGUGUGUGCCGUGUGUGGGCAGCAGAUCUUUGUGGAUGUCAGUGAAGAGGGCAUCAUCGAGAACACGUAUAGGCUGUCUUGCAAUCAUGUAUUCCACGAGUUCUGUAUCCGCGGCUGGUGCAUUGUGGGAAAGAAGCAGACGUGUCCCUACUGCAAAGAGAAGGUAGACCUCAAGAGGAUGUUCAGCAACCCCUGGGAGAGGCCUCAUGUCAUGUACGGGCAACUGCUGGACUGGCUUCGAUACUUGGUAGCCUGGCAGCCUGUCAUCAUUGGCCUGGUGCAAGGCAUCAACUAUAUCCUGGGCCUGGAAUAGUCAGGAAGAAGAGCAUCCACCCACCAUGGACCUCAGGGCACUCUCCUCCCUGCCCUCCAAGACCUCCUGGGUGGGAAAGACUCAAAGGGGCACUCGGGCCACUCAGGACCCCUCCGGCUGUGUCCGGGCUGGGGAGGGAUAUGAUGGAGAGCCAGCAGGUGGGGCUGUCAGCAGUGGGGGGCUUUUUAAAAGAAAACUAUUUUGAUGAAUAUAUUUAAAAACCUUUUUUAUUGUGGAGCAUAGGAAUUGCCCCAAUUCCUCCAGGCCUCAGCCUCCCUGCUUGAGCAGGGCAGGAGCAGAGCCACAACAUUUUUGGUGUAAAGGAGCCAUCUCUUCUCUGGCUGAGAGCCCCAGCCCACCUCCCCUUCCUUCUGUAUGUGGGGCUUGAGCCUGGUACACUCAGUGUGGAAGAGCCAGGGAGCUCUGGCCAGUGCCACUGAUGAGCACUGAGGGGUGAGGUGUCCUCCGUCCUCCCUGGCUAAGGCCACAGUUGGGCGUUGUCUGGCUCCGUCUUCCCUGUUGGGGGCCGUAGGCUGGUGGAGACAAGUGGGACCUUGUCGUGACUUUUGCAGCAAGGGAAGCUCUAGGACCUCGGAAUUCACCGGGGAUUUGUGUGGGGGUGACCAGAGCUGUAGCAGCUUGGGGAACCUCCCACUAAGUGGGGCUGUACUCAGCCAAGAACAAAGACCAUCUAUAUAUAGUUGGGCCACAGGGGUUACUGCUGGCAGCGGUGAUUGAGGGCCGCUUAUGCAAGCUGAUCCUCUGCCCAGAAGUGGUGACACGUGCUGAAGGCCACUGCCACAUCACUUCCUUCCCCGAAAGCCGGAGAGCGUGUGUGUGUGUGUGUGUGUGUGCGUGCGUGGUAGAAGAACUAUGACAGAUGUGAGGCUUCUUCCUGUGGUCAGACAUUGUUCCCUUGAAGCUGCCAGGGGAUUCCCAGCCCAAGGAAUAUCCUCAUGUCAGCCUUGUCAUCCAUGAGUCCUGCCUGGGCCUGGCAACACAAGUGGUGAGGUGGGUGGGAAGAGGGUCAGGCCCAGGUAAGUAUGGGUUCUGAAAAGGGGUUCCAGGUAGGCCCCAGCUCUGGUCCUAGGAAUUUUGAAGGAAAUGGGAGGGCAAACGUGGUCCUUCCGUGCUGGGUUCCUAGGGAAUAUGGCCCUUCAAAUGCAGUAAGAACCAAGCAGGAUCUUGUCAUCCAUUCUGAAUAAAGCUCCGUGAGCUGGGUUGGAAAGCU